Setaria italica (foxtail millet) is the source of this 1770-nucleotide messenger RNA. RefSeq lists its product as uncharacterized. The transcript is spliced from 2 exons. NCBI's taxonomy places the organism in Eukaryota, Viridiplantae, Streptophyta, Magnoliopsida, Poales, Poaceae. Bases 125 to 1276 code for a protein of 383 amino acids. The record is from RefSeq and is a predicted model, not a curated record.
AGGAUGAGACAUUCACAUUCCUGUGUCUGAACAAAGAACAACCUAGGCAGCUGGUACUGCGGGCCGCCAGCGGCGGCGGCGCCGGUAAACUCCGAUACUCGUUCCGCGGCGUGUGCUACUGCAGAUGGAGGCUACAGCCGACGCCGGCGGACAUAGCAGCGGCGUCCCGGAAGACCAGCAGCCUCCCAAGACGCUGGUGGACUGGGCGCUGCAGAUCCUCUCCACGGCCGACCCGGACGAGAAGGCCCGCCUGGGGGACCUCGCCGCGUCGCUGUGGCUGUGCGGCGAGAUCCCGCUCCCCUACGACCCGUCCCGACCGGCGCCCCCGCCGCCCGACCGCCCCGCCCGGAGCGCCGAGGUGCGGCUGCUCCCGCCGUCGCGGAUGCCCAAGCUGGGCAAGGGCGGCAGCGCGCAGAGCCGGCUGGCGAUGCUCCACUCGCUGGCGCACACCGAGAGCUGGGCCGUCGACCUCUCCUGGGACAUCAUCGCCCGCUUCGGCGCGCGGAUGCGGAUGCCGCGGGAAUUCUUCGACGACUUCGCGCGUCUCGCGCAGGACGAGGGGAGGCACUACACGGUGCUCUCCGCGCGGCUGAGGGAGCUGGGCUGGCGCUACGGCGCGCUCCCGGCGCACGACGGGCUCUGGGACUCUGCGAUGAGAACCGCGCACUGCCUACUCGCGCGCCUCGCCGUCGAGCACUGCGUCCACGAGGCUAGGGGAUUAGAUGUCCUUCCAACAACCAUAUCAAGAUUCCGAGCAGGCGGGGAUGAACAAACAGCAAAACUGCUAGAAGAUAUUAUUUAUCCUGAAGAAGUUACACAUUGUGCUGCUGGUGUUAGAUGGUUCAGAUACCUGUGCCUUAGGCCCUGCAGUGAUGAUCUGAUCUCAUAUUCAGUUCCUCAUUCUGAACCCCACUGCCCUGGGAUGCCAGGAGAUGGUACUGCUGAUGAUAAGACAGUUCUGGAGGGGAGAAAUGAACUAACAUCAGUCCAACAGGUAGAAGAUGAGACGUCCAAGAUUUCACAAGACUUCAACAGUAAUAUUAAUAUGACCCAACAGGUUGAAGAUGGCUUGGCAAAUUGCAAACUAGGCAACAAUGUAGACAAAGAUGAAGCAGCAGUUAUUCGGACUUUCCAUAGGAUUGUUAGAGAAUAUUUUAGGGGACCACUGAAGCCCCCUUUCAAUACAGAAGCGAGGAAAGCCGCUGGCUUUGAGCCUGCCUGGUAUGAACCCCUGGCAGUGAAGGAGGUACAUGUUGAGGGAAAGGCGGACAAUUGAGUGACAUGCCUUAUGUGUAUUGGAUCCGCUCUUCUGUUAGCAUGAACACAUGAAUGCUUGAAGGCCCCGCUCACCCGAAGUGAUUUAGAAAAAUUCUUUUUUCUCGAUGGUGAUCAGGUAAGACGGAAAGCUGGUAAGCCAUUGGCUGGACAAGCUGCCCAUUUCUUUGUACCCCUGCCUUAUCACUACAGCCACGGAUUGAGCGAAAGGACUUGGCAGAUUGAACUGAAGACUAUAAAGAAGGACACUGAAUACCCGGCCAGAUAUAUGAGAACAUGGAAGCAUUAUGCUGUUUUUUUUUUCACUAUUUGUGCUAUGCUAUAGCAGGCCAGAAAGCGCAUAGAUACGGUAGGUGUUCCAGUUUUCUUUUGUUAGCAGUGAGAUGUUGGUGACCUCUGUGAUCGUUUUCUUUACCACGGACAUACUUACUGAUCUGGAACUUUACAAACCAAGCUGAACUUUGUAUUCCAUUAAAUGAACUUUGUUUUUACUCA